AUGAGGUUCCUGAUCCUGUUCCUAGCCCUGUCCCUAGGAGGGAUUGAUGCUGCACCUCCUGUCCAGUCUCGUGUGGUUGGAGGAUUUAACUGUGAGAAGAAUUCCCAACCCUGGCAUGUGGCUGUGUACAGCUACAACAACUAUUCAUGUGGAGGUGUUCUGUUGGACCCCAACUGGGUUAUCACAGCUGCCCACUGCUAUAACGACAAUUAUGAGAUUUGGCUGGGCAAAAACAACUUACGCCAGGAUGAACCCUCUGCUCAGCAGCGCCUUGUCAGUAAAAGCUUCCCUCACCCUGGCUACAACAUGAGCAACCCUAAGAACCACAUACAACAUCCUGAGUAUGACUACAGCAAUGACCUAAUGCUGCUCCGCCUCAGCAAGCCUGCUGACAUCACAGAUGUUGUGAAGCCCAUCGCCCUUCCCACUGAGGAGCCCAAACUGGGGAGCACAUGCCUUACCUCAGGCUGGGGCAGCAUUACACCUAACAAAUUCAAAUAUCCAGAUGAUCUCCAAUGUGUGAACCUCAAGCUCCUGCCUAAUAAGGACUGUGACAAAACGCGUGAAAUGAAGGUGACAGAUGUCAUGCUGUGUGCAGGAGAUAUGGAUGGAGGCAAAGACACUUGCAAGGGUGACUCAGGAGGCCCACUGAUCUGUGAUGGUGUUCUCCAAGGUAUCAAAUCAUGGGGUUAUUUUCCAUGUGGCAUAUUACCAAGCAUCUACAACAAACUUGUUAAAUUCAACACCUGGAUAAGAGACACUAUGGCAAAAAACACCUGAGGGUCACAUUGUCCCCU
Messenger RNA from Mus caroli (Ryukyu mouse), 797 nucleotides. RefSeq names its product kallikrein 1-related peptidase b3-like. Gene Ontology annotation, biological process: zymogen activation; regulation of systemic arterial blood pressure. The record is from RefSeq and is a predicted model, not a curated record. Lineage: Eukaryota; Metazoa; Chordata; Mammalia; Rodentia; Muridae. Gene Ontology annotation, molecular function: serine-type endopeptidase activity. Gene Ontology annotation, cellular component: secretory granule.